ACCUAUGAACUUAGUCUGCAUCUUUCAAUUUCAAACAUGAAAGUAAAAAGCCGGCUUGAUUCGUUAUUACGCAAUAAACGCGGAUACUGUAGUUAAAACUGUCUCUUCGUGGAAGCUGUAGUGCUUGGUUUAGGUUGGGCAAGUUGAAGAAUUGAAGAGAAAAGCACAUCAAGACACAAGAAACAUGAAGACCGCGGCCUUUCUAUGUUUUUCUUUCACAUAUUUUAGGUACACAAUCUGUAACUGUCCUAGUAACAGUUUGGAAAUGAAAUCUGUGGAGGACGUUUAUGAGUUUAUCUGGGAGAGCAAUAUAGACAUCGCCCAUAAGACGAUCCGAGGGGACUUCCUGAUGCAAAUGCAGAACGGCAGCCUGAAGGCAGAGAGAUAUAUCAACUUCACCAUCCAAGAUCUUAACUAUGUACUGAAAGUGGCUGAUAUGUUGAAAAAAAUUAGCGCAACUUUAACUCUGCCUAAUAACCUCAAGGACUUCUUUAAUGGUAGAUACUCAAGUUACCAAAGGUUUGGCAAUUUUAUGCUCAAACAAUAUUUCUUCAAGGGUGAGCCUUCCAUUGAGCAAACCCCAGCUAUGAGGAAGUACCUUUCAUUCUACAGAAACCUGAUGGAGAAUGAAGAGCCGCUGUACUUUGCCGUGGGUCUUCUGCCCUGCGCUAGACUCUGGGUUUGGCUGGCUAAAAAUCUUAACACUCCUUCAACCAAUGCCUACUACACUUGGAAGGUAGAAAAUAUGGGCGGCCAUCCUGAGAAACACUACAGAGCUCUGCUGAAUAAGUUUCUCAACACAACUGAGAAAGUGGAGAAGGCUAAUGCUAUAUUCCGUGAACAGAUGCAAAACGAGCACGAUUUCUUCUUCUCGUCUUGAAUGGUUGUUAAAUGCAAACACUGUCUGAGCAAUUCAAUAUUUCAUAAAAAUAAAAGUAGUUUGCAAUAAUAAUCCAAAUAUUGCUUGAUGUAUUUGAUGGCUUAUUUUAAGAUUUGGCUUACCAUCAUUUCAAAAGAAUUUUAUAUUGAUCAGUUUAAAUCAUCAAAACCUAUUUGCAACCACAUUGUUUGGAAUUUACAAACAAUAAUACAUUUAUUUUACAUUCAGUGUUCAGCAGUUCAUUAUUUUGUUAAAUACAAAACUCUGAAAAAAAUAUUUCACAUUUUAUGGUUGUAGGCACUGUAUUUAAUUUCUGUAUCUUAAAUGCUUUAACGCACAUUGAAUUCCCUUUGUGUAUGAAAUGAGCUAUAUAAAUAAACUUGCCUUGC
Messenger RNA from Carassius auratus (goldfish), 1269 nucleotides. RefSeq lists its product as uncharacterized. The transcript is spliced from 3 exons. The record is from RefSeq and is a predicted model, not a curated record. Lineage: Eukaryota; Metazoa; Chordata; Actinopteri; Cypriniformes; Cyprinidae. Gene Ontology annotation, cellular component: cytosol. The coding region runs from base 185 to 880 and encodes 231 amino acids.